This is a messenger RNA of Rhipicephalus sanguineus (brown dog tick), 887 nucleotides long. RefSeq lists its product as uncharacterized. NCBI's taxonomy places the organism in Eukaryota, Metazoa, Arthropoda, Arachnida, Ixodida, Ixodidae. The transcript has 4 exons. Gene Ontology annotation, cellular component: cytosol; lipid droplet. The record is from RefSeq and is a predicted model, not a curated record. Gene Ontology annotation, biological process: lipid storage; positive regulation of triglyceride storage. The coding region runs from base 126 to 887 and encodes 253 amino acids.
UCGCCCAACACCGGGUGCCUCUUUCAGUCUUGUGCGGCCAUCGUGUGCAGUGCUGUUCGUUGCACUACACUCGGUCCAACGUUUCCUUGUGUCCGGCCGUCGAAUAAACGGUACCCGUGACGGCCAUGGCUGGCGCUAGCAACGGAGAAGGUGACCGUCAGGGUGGCGUCAGCCCUCGGUACCGCAUCGUAGACCACGUCCUGCGUCUCCCCGGAGUCAACUGCGCGUGCUGCCGUGCCUCCGAGCGCUACCACGCCUUCAAGGAACGCUUUCUAGUGGUCGCGAUGGCGCUGACCGUCGUCGAGAAGGUAGCCUCGAGCGCCUACGACUGUCUCGCGAAGCCCGUGGUAGACGAGCUCUCCGGGCCGCUUCACGUCGCCGACGACCUCGCCUGCAAGGUCCUGGAUAAGCUCGAGGUUGGCUUUUCGACGACGACCAAGAAGCCGCUCGAGAUGAUCGCCGGUGCCUGCAACUUCGGCAAACGCUGGUGCAGCGACGGAAGGGCGUACGCGCAGGAGAAGAUCAACGCCUGCCGGAGAUUGGCCACCCGUGUUGUCGAUGCCGCGAGCCAUCCCGUGGACACAGCCAUGGCCUUCGCGCGCAACGCUUCCAAUACCGCUUUUCAGCAAGUUGCCGCUUUGGAAUCUACUUGCGACGAGUACAUCGCAGAGGUGGCUCAAGACUGGACGCCGGAGAACGACCCCCGUGGCUUUCUUCAUUCCCGAUUGGUUGAGGUGUUGUGGAAAGCCUCCGUGUGCCUGUCUGCCGCCCUCAACACCUUCCAUCGUCAGGCCUCAGAAAUGGCCGAAAGGAACAUCGCAACUCUCACGUUCAAUCGGGAACUGCUCGCCGAUCUCCUUCUUAAUGGAGCGGAUGAAUUUAGGUGA